This is a messenger RNA of Andrographis paniculata, 2560 nucleotides long. RefSeq names its product O-fucosyltransferase 35. Lineage: Eukaryota; Viridiplantae; Streptophyta; Magnoliopsida; Lamiales; Acanthaceae. The record is from RefSeq and is a predicted model, not a curated record. The transcript has 9 exons. The coding region runs from base 237 to 2219 and encodes 660 amino acids. Gene Ontology annotation, cellular component: Golgi apparatus; cytoplasm; chloroplast.
AUUGAAGCACUGUGAGUCUGUGACAGUCGUCUUCCUCGUCUACUGUAUCUCUCUCUAUCAUCUCUUUCUCUCUCUAUGGUUUCGAGCUUCCAUUGGAUCCUGGCUUCCGCACCAGACGUAAUCAGCUAAAGCAGUGAAGAUAGAGUGUAACGCUCAAUUAAUCAUUAGGAUGAGAUAGAGUUUGAUUGAUUGAUUGAUUGAUUCGAUUAAUGUGAUGAGCAAAGCAGACCGGAAAAAUGGGGCACCACCACAAUAGCCACUACCACCAGCACACCACCGCGACGGAUGGAGACGGCGGCGGCGGUUUAUCUCAGCGUGUCAACAGCCCUAGGUUCUCCGGCCCAAUGACCCGCCGAGCGAACUCCUUUAAGCGAAACAAUAACCAUACGAAGAGCAGCGCCGGCAAUACCAACUUACAGAAUAGCAGCAGUAGCAUCAGCAACAACGCACAUCAUCAUGAGAUCAUUGAUCUUCAGCUCAACUCACCCAGAUCUGAGACUCCGGUUGCCGGCGACGGUUCCGAGCAUUUUAGGACGGCUCACGCCAGCAGCGUGGCGCAGAGGCCGCAUUUGAGGAGACGGAUUUCGUAUCUGAGUGUGGAUUUGGGGGAAUUCGGAUUGGAGUUGAAAGGGAAGAAAAAAUUGGGGCAGUGGAUGUUUUUUAUGUUCUGUGGAGUGUGUUUGUUUUUAGGCGUCUUCAAGAUUUGCGCCACGGGAUGGUUUGGAUCUGCCAUUGAAAGGCUUGGAAACAAUCAGGAUGUAGAUUACUCGGAUGCAAGUCAUAUAGAUCGCCGUGAUCUAGCCUCUCAUGAUUCUAGUUUUGUGGAGAAAGCAGGCGAUUAUGGGAGGAGAGAAAUUGAGGUGGAGCGAAGGCUAACCAUAGUAGCCUCGGAGGUGAUAGAUAGCCACAAUAGUAAGGCCGACAUAGCUCAUUCAGAGAUAUGGUUGAAUCCUGACAAUGAGAAUUUCACUCAGUGUGAUGAUUGGCCGAAGGGUCACAAAAAGCUGGAUCCAAACACAAAUGGCUACCUUCUCACAAAUGCAAAUGGUGGCUUAAAUCAGAUGAGAUUUGGGAUAUGUGAUAUGGUUGCUGUUGCUAAAAUCAUGAAGGCCACACUUGUUCUUCCCUCUCUUGAUCACAGCUCCUAUUGGGCUGACGACAGUGGUUUCAAAGAUCUUUUCGACUGGCAAUACUUCAUUGAGGCACUGCGAGGAGAUGUUCAUAUAGUUGACUCAUUGCCACCCGAAUACGCUGAAAUUGAACCCUUCUCAAAGACGCCAAUUUCUUGGUCCAAGGCUGGCUACUAUAAGGCAGAGGUGCUUCCACUUCUGAAGCAGCAUAAAGUAAUUUACUUCACGCACACUGAUUCACGGCUGGCCAACAAUGGACUAUCCACUUCAAUACAGAAGUUAAGAUGCCGCGUAAACUACAGAGCAUUAAAGUAUUCUGCACCCAUUGAAGAUCUCGGCAAAGUUUUGGUGUCUAGAAUGCGAGAAGAUGGCAGCCGUUACCUUGCACUGCAUCUAAGGUACGAGAAGGAUAUGCUCGCAUUUACAGGUUGCAGCCAUAAUUUGACCAGUGAAGAAGAUGAAGAGCUCCGCCAGAUGAGAUAUGAGGUCAGCCAUUGGAAGGAGAAAGAGAUAGACGGUGAUGAAAGAAGAAAGCUUGGCGGCUGCCCUUUGACUCCUCGGGAGACUGCCCUCUUGCUUAAAGGCCUCGGCUUCCCUUCCAGCACUAAAAUUUACUUGGUCGCAGGCGAAGCUUACGGGAAUGGGAGCAUGCAAUAUCUUACCGAUAUUUUCCCACAUAUCGUUUCCCACUCAAAGCUGGCAACCGAGCAAGAGUUGAAUCCAUUUCAGAAUCAUCAGAAUAUGUUAGCUGGUCUGGAUUAUGUUGUAGCUCUCGAGAGCGAUGUUUUCGUCUAUACUUACGAUGGCAACAUGGCCAAGGCAGUGCAAGGUCACCGGCGCUUCGAGGGCUUUAAGAAAACCAUCAAUCCGGACAGGAUGAAGUUUGUGAAACUGGUUGAUGAUUUUGAUGAGGGUAAAAUCACUUGGAAGAAAUUUAGCUCCAAAGUCAAGAAGCUUCACAAAGACCGAAUAGGAGGGCCGUAUUUGAGGGAGCCGGGCGAGUUUCCAAAACUGGAAGAGAGUUUUUACGCCAAUCCUCUCCCCGGCUGUAUUUGCCAGAAAACACCCGAAGAUCACCGGUCCAGUUAGCUAAAUUCUUGCUGUUUUCGCAGGGUUCUACUGUGAGAAAAGCCCUUAAGGACCUCUCACAAAAAUCCAGUUCCACAAUCAAGAGUUGCCAAGACUGAAUGAUUCGCCGGAGACAUUUUCCGGUUGGCGGCUGCACAAAGCCAGCUCUAACCAGAAGGGGGAAACCCCCCCGGCAGUUCUAUCGCAGAAUUCGUGGAGUCUCGGUAGCUGCUGGCAAGACUGAGUUUUUGCGGAUUUGUCAAGUGCAGUCAUUUAUGUGAUGAACCAAAGUAUACAGAGACAUACAUACAUAUAUAAAUUGCAUUGAAGUUGAUAUAUAUACUUGAUAGAUUUUCCACUGA